Messenger RNA from Papilio machaon (common yellow swallowtail), 3903 nucleotides. RefSeq lists its product as uncharacterized. The transcript has 3 exons. NCBI's taxonomy places the organism in Eukaryota, Metazoa, Arthropoda, Insecta, Lepidoptera, Papilionidae. Gene Ontology annotation, molecular function: nucleic acid binding. The coding region runs from base 1 to 3903 and encodes 1300 amino acids. Gene Ontology annotation, biological process: DNA integration. The record is from RefSeq and is a predicted model, not a curated record.
AUGUCGUCUGCGACGCAAAUCGUAGCUAUAUUGGAAGACACGGCGUGUUUGAUAAGAAAAACACAAUCUAACAUCAAGAAAUGUCCAAAGUCACGAUUAACGCCUGGAUAUAUUGGUUCCCGAUUAAAAUUAACAAGUGAUUACUGGGAAACAUUCAAGAACGCACAUCACGAACUUGUUAAAAUUACGACAAAAGAACAAAAGGAAACAUUGCCAAUCUGCAAACGUCGACAUCAUUCUCUUCUACACAACAACAAGGAACAGGAGACUGCGGCUUCAACAAGCUGCUCACCACAACCGCAGGCUUCACAACACAAACUAGAGGAUGAACAACCGGUACAAAUAGACACUACUAUUGCAUCCCAUCUCACAACUACUCAAGGAACUGCGCUUCUGGCCACUGCAUUGGUAGAAGCACAAGGGCUUGGUCAAAUCAUACCGCUGCGAGUACUUAUUGAUCAAGGCUCUCAAGCAACAUUUAUUACUGAAAAAGCAACUCAAUUAUUGAAGCUUCAAAGAACACAUAUGAAGGGAAGCGUCAUAGGUGUGGGAUCAUCAAGAACAGAAAUUAAACAUGUGGUGCAGUUAUUAAUAAAAUCACGCUGGGAUAACAACUUUAGUUUACCGAUACAAGCCUAUGUGAUGCCUAAGCAACUGACUACAAUGAUACCUGCAAAAACAAUCAACACUCAACCGUGGCCACAUCUCAAGGGCCUCAACCUGGCUGAUCCUAACUAUUUCACGCCAGGGUCAAUUGACCUGUUACUCGGGGUCAAAGAGUAUGCACAAAUACUACAACAAGAAUUCAUCAAGGGUCCAACAGGCACACCAUGUGCACAGAAAACAAGCCUUGGUUGGAUACUUUUUGGAGAGAUUCAAACAAAUCCACAAGAUACUUACCUCGUAAUGCAUCAUCAUAUUGACAUUGAAGAUAUUCUGAAAACAAUGUGGGAAGUAGAAGUGGACAUCAAAAGAUCAUUAACUAAAGAAGAAGAACUCUGUCCUCAGUUACAAGAAGACUUAAGAUAUCUUCUAAUAAGAUGGCAUACCAAGCAAGUUUGUUUUAUGGCUGAUAUUCAAAAAAUGUACUUACAAAUAUUAGUCACCAAAGAGCAUGCAGACUACCAACGCAUUGUUUGGAGAUCAGAUGAAGCCGAAGACCUGCAAGAAUAUCGCCUUCUUAGAGUAACGUUCGGAACAGCCUCUGCACCAUAUCUGGCUGUCAAAACUUUACAACAAGUUGCUCAUGAUGAAGGAAAACAUAAUCCACUUGCUUCACAAACAAUUAUUGAAGAUUUCUACAUGGAUGAUCUUCUCUCGGGUGCUGAUACACCAGAAGAAGCAAUAACUUUAGCUCAUGAAAUUACAACUAUUCUAGAAAAGGGAGGCUUCCAACUAAGAAAAUGGUCAUCCAACAACAUUCAAUUCUUACAGUCCAUUGAAGAAAACAAAAGAUCUGCAAAUGUUAAAAUUGAUAUGAAUUUAGACGGCACAAUAAAAGCAUUAGGUAUAACAUGGAAUCUAAAGACAGACAGCUUUGAAUAUUCACUAAGCCUAUCACAAAUCGGAAAGUCUAUUACAAAACGAAGCAUCUUAUCAGACAUACAAAAACUUUUCGAUCCGCUUGGCUGGAUUGCACCAAGUAUUGUUUUGGCAAAAAUGUUAAUGCAAAAACUAUGGCUACAGAAACUAACAUGGGAUGAAACAGUCAGUGAAGAACUAGAACAAGAAUGGCGACAAUUAAGAUUUGAUUUUGACACAGUCCAAAAUAUUAAAGUGAAAAGAUGGAUUGGAACAACUACUACUAACAAAGAUAAAAUACAAUUACACGGAUUCAGCGAUGCUUCAACACAUGCAUAUGCUGCAGUAGUUUACAUUAGAACUGAAACAAAUGGCAGAAUAGAAACAAACUUAAUUGCUGCAAGGACACGAGUAGCACCACUCAAAACAAUUUCCUUACCUCGCUUAGAACUUUGUGGAGCCUUGCUACUAUCCAAACUUAUGAAGCAAAUUGGUGAAGCACUAAGAAUACCUACCUCACAGAUGUAUGCAUGGUCAGACUCGUCAAUUGUCAUUUCUUGGCUUUCUGGAGAUCCCAACCGCUGGAAACCUUUUGUAGCAAAUCGUGUAAUAGAAAUCAUAGAGAAUAUCAACCACAACCACUGGAACCAUGUACAAUCACAAGACAAUCCCGCAGAUCCAGCUUCUCGAGGAAUGCUGCUGUCAACUCUGAAGACAUGCGAUUUGUGGUGGAAUGGUCCAAAUUGGUUAUCUGAAAAAGAUAUUAAAAUUAUUAAACAAGAUAUAGAACCAACACAAUUAGAAAUGAAAAAUAAAUUAAUGGAUAAAAACAAACCUGAAAUUACUUACCUGAUUACCGAUGAACCUGUAAAAGAAGAAACAACAUUAAUAUCACAAUUAGAAAAUUUUGAUAACUUAAGUGAAUUACUCAAUACAAUUGUAUAUUGCAAGAGAUUUUUAAAUUUAAAAAAACAUAUAAAAGCAAACGCAAAAGAAAUCACAGUAAAAGAGAUAGAAGAAGCAUUAAAAUUUUGUAUUAGAAAAGCACAAGAAGAAGAAUUUCACGCAGAUAUUAGUAAGCUAAAGAAUAAAAAGCAAGUAAGCAAGAAAAGUAAAUUAAAGUCACUUAGCCCUUUCUUAGACGAAGAAAAUAUUCUCAGGGUGGGCGGUCGUCUCAGACACGCAGACCUAGAUCAAAACAGAAAGCAUCCUAUAGUUAUUGGAAACACAAACUUUCUUGUUCAAUAUUUAAUAGCAGAUGCACAUGCCAAAACGCUGCAUGGCGGCGCACAAUUAAUGUUGUGCUAUUUACGUUCAAAAUACUGGAUAUUAAGAGUAAAAUCACAAGUUAAACAACACAUACACCGUUGUCUAAUAUGUGCAAGAAUAAAAGCAAUAUCAAGAACGCAAUUAAUGGGAGACUUACCUAAGCAACGAGUGCUGCCAUCCAGACCUUUUCUGAACACAGGAGUCGAUUUUGCCGGUCCUUUUCAAACGCUGAUGUGCAAGGGUCGAGGAAACAGAACGACGAAAACAUACAUAGCAAUUUUCAUAUGCACAGCUACCAAAGCUAUCCACAUCGAAUUAGUGGGCGAUCUCACUUCCGAAGCCUUCAUAGGUGCCUUUCGACGUUUCGUCUCACGAAGAGGCAAAUGCAGUCAUUUAUGGAGCGACCAAGGAAGAAACUUCGUUGGUGCAGAUAAGCAACUGGCCGAUGCCUGGAACGAGGCUAAACUACAAUUUUCUGGUCAUAUCGCACAACAACUAGCCACAGAAGGCACUCAAUGGCAUUUUAUUCCAGCUCACAGCCCUCACUUUGGCGGAUUGUGGGAGGCUGGUGUCAAGUCAAUAAAAUAUCAUUUAAAAAGAAUAAUUUCAACUCACCUUACGUACGAAGAAAUGACAACAGUUUUAUGCCAAGUAGAAGCUUGCUUAAAUUCACGCCCGUUAUGUCCAAUAGAUGACAAUGAUCCAGAUAAUCUCACUCCUCUUACCCCUGGACACCUUUUAAUAGGUGAAGCUCCAAUCGUCGUGCCUUCACCAGACCUCAAGGACGUCAAAAUUUCACCCUUAGCUCGUUGGCAACACACACAGAAGUUAGUACAAGAUAUUUGGCGGCGCUGGCAAAAUGAAUAUCUGUCAAGACUACAACAACGCCCCAAAUGGCUGAAGCUAGAGAAAGAAUUCAAGAUUGGAGACAUUGUACUAAUUAAAGAUUUCACUCUACCGCCAGGAAAGUGGUCUCUUGGUAAAAUUACAGCCAAACAUCCAGGAGGAGACGGAAUAACCAGAGUCUACAGUGUUUGGAGUAGCAGCGGAUCUCAUGGUUCGACCGUCAAGAGACCAGCAGUCAAUUUAUGCCCAUUGCCUAUCAAUUAUUAA